AUGGUGUGAAAGUUGGGUCUGAGAGAGAAAAUGAGAGCAGAAGGGGGAGGAGAAGAGAAGAGAAGAGGGGAGGGACUGAGUGCAUGCAGUCUCAGUGCUGUUUUCCCCACUUCUCUCUCUUUCCCUCUCCUCACUUCCAUCCCCACAUGAGAAACAGUGCUUCACUGUACCGGAUGGACACCAGGUCCCUUUUCUCCUCCUCCUGGUCCAAUAUUUUCCUUCCCUCUUUUCUCCACCUCUAUCAUCCAGUAGGUUCUCUCUGCCUUCUCCAGAUCCCCUUCUUCUUCCAAACACGCACUCAUCUCUUUCUCUCUGUUGCUAAUUUUCCCCCGUCGCCCCACUCUCAGUCAGCAUGGUGAACAGAUAACUGCUAAGCUGUUGAACAUGGGCUCCUGCCUCUGCAAAGGUCACCAAGAGCUGCAAAGUGGCCAGCAGCACCCCAUGGAAGAGCUUCACUCAUAUGCUGAGGGACAGCCAAUCUUUAAGGGUAACCAUCAGUCCUACAAUGGCAGCAUGUCAGAUAAAAGGAGCAGCAGCGGGUAUGACAUUGGAGAAUUGGCUAAUUCUUCCCUGACGGGACUGCUGGCCACUAUUAAAGACCACAUCACUAAGCCUACUGCAAUGGCCCAGGGCCGAGUCGCCCACCUGAUUGAGUGGAAGAGUUGGGGAGGGGAAGCGACGUCUGGAGGAGGCUGGAGUGGCUGGACGAGAGAUGGUGGAGGAUGGGGAGGUGUGGGAACCGCACUGCAGGAGGACGAGCAGCUCUACUCCCACCUCACUGAUGAAAUCAAAGAAGCACGAUUUGCUGCGGGUGUGGCGGAGCAGUUUGCUCUGGCUGAGGCAGCGAUGAAUGCCUGGUCCACACACGAUGCUGAAAAUAUAGCCACAUCCAGUACAAUUCCAUUACAAGACCCCGAGGGCCCUUAUCUUUCUCAGUUCCUGUUGGAUGGAGGGAGUUUGAGUGUUCCUCGGCACAUGUACGGAAUGCACAUGGAAGCUGAUGACACCAGCUCUCUAGCACCUUCUCAUCCUCCUCAGUCUCAUUCCCCCAGUCAUUCUCAUUCUCCGCUGAACACGCAGCGUCCGCCGCAGGUGCAGAGGAUCUCGCCUUUGGAAGGGUCUGUAAGACACGCAGACAGCAUCUCCCUGUCAGAGGAUGAGGUUUUUUAUAACUGAAAUGUUGAUGACACUGUGGAACGAAAAGGUUCUUUGUGUUCACUGAUGUGGGAGAGAUGCAGAUGAAGUUACGUCUGGGGAUAUCUCUUUACUGUUAAAGUAUGUAAUAGCCACAGCUGAGCCUCUUUGACAGGCAGUGAACACAGGGAUUAUUGUACACACGGACAUGUCAUUUCCAUAUCAUGUUGCCUUUUCGCAAAUGAAAGCAUCUCUGUUUGUGGUAAUGAUGAUGGAGAUUGGACUUUAUGUUAACAGGGUCAGACCAAUUACUUCUAGAAGUAGGUCAUCAUCGCACAUGAAUGCACAUGAAUCUAAAAUGAAACAUUGACUGAAGUGAGAUCAAGACCAUCAUGACCUUUCACCUUCAACUGAGUGUUUGUAGAUAUUUGCAGCAGUCUUUCACAAAGAAGCGGAGAACUGUUAGCACUAUAGACUGAAGAAAAAAAGCCAAAAUAAAACACGCUUUUAUCUCCACAGACAUUUUCCUGCUGCAUUUCCACUAAGAACAGCUCAAUGGGGCUACGGGGUUGAAUUGGAUCCUUUGUGAAGACUCAGGAGAGUGAAAGUGAAUUAUGCCUUUGGGUAAAGCUGCAGUCAUAACUUGGGACAGGGAGGUGGAGAUUGUAACGAUUUUUCAUAUUGCUAAAUGUUUCCAUGAAGAUUUUGAGUAUAAAACGUCCAACACAGCAAAUGACUUCUUGUAACUUUAAAGAUGAAGUGUGUCAUUUUAAUAGCCUCAUCAAACAGAAUUGCUAAAUAUGAACUGUUUUCAAAUACAUUUUCUAAACACUCUCAUCAUCUGCUAUUGGUUGGAAAAAAAAAAGCCCGCCCAAACUCACGCCAUUGGUCAACCCAGUGUCACUGGUUUGAAUGCUUACAGAUGAAAUUGAUCUACAAAUGGCUUACUUAUAGUAAAAAUAUUCUUGAUAUUAAUAAUAUUCAUAUUAUGAAGAUGGAAUAAGUGAUCUAUAGACUUGCAGCAAUUAAUUGAUUUAUCAAUAUUAUCUUAACAUUAAAGCUGCAGUAGGGAACUUUUGACG
This is a messenger RNA of Carassius auratus (goldfish), 2216 nucleotides long. Its product is annotated as protein FAM131C. The transcript is spliced from 6 exons. The record is from RefSeq and is a predicted model, not a curated record. Lineage: Eukaryota; Metazoa; Chordata; Actinopteri; Cypriniformes; Cyprinidae. The coding region runs from base 385 to 1176 and encodes 263 amino acids.